AACAGCGCCAUCUUAUUUAUGGCAACUUCCUCUUUUCCCCCAUCCCAUCCGUCGGUGUGAUUCUGAAACUGCCGGUGACUGUUGGGAACGGAGUACAGUAACAAUGAUUCUUUUAGAAAUAAAUAACCGUAUUGUUCAGGAGACGCUGACCCUCAAAAUCAAGAAUAUUCUUGACGGAGGUAAACCAGACAGUGUUGACAUAACAGUUGCAGAUUUUGAUGGAGUUCUGUUCCACAUGUCAAAUCCUGAUGACAACAAAAGCAAAAUUCUUAUCAGCAUCUCCUUGAAAUUCUAUGUGGAGCUUCAGCAGCAUGGUGCUGACGAGCUAAUCAAGCGUGAAUAUGGUUCCAUUCUCACAAGUCCUGAAGCAGGAUACAAUGUGUCACUUUUGUUUGACUUGGAAAACAUCCCUGACAACUGGCAGGAGCUGGUGAGCAAAGCCAGUCAUCUCAAGAGGAACUGUUUCGCCUCUGUGUUUGAGAAGUACUUUCAGUUCCAAGAGAAUGGACUGGAGGGAGACACUCGAGCCGUGAUCAACUAUCGUGAUGAUGAGACCAUGUACGUGGAAGCCAAGAAGGACAGAGUUACUGUGAUCUUCAGCACCAUCUUCAAAGACGAUGAUGAUAUUGUCAUAGGAAAAGUAUUUAUGCAGGAGUUCAAGGAGGGCCGGAGAAAGUACCAGCAGGCACCGCAGGUGUUGUUCAGUCAUAAAGAGCCCCCACAGGAGUUGCAAGACACCAACGCCCGCACUGGUGACAACAUUGGCUACAUCACAUUCGUUCUGUUUCCAAGACACACCAACAAAAAGGCACGUGACAACACGAUCAACCUCAUCCACAUGCUGAGGGACUACUUGCAUUACCAUAUAAAAUGUUCCAAGGCGUACAUUCAUCAAAGUAUGAGAGCUAAAACCUCCGACUUUCUGAAAGUGUUGAACCGAGCGAGACCAGAGGUGAAGGAUAAAGAAAAGAGAACCAUCACGGGCCGGACGUUCAAACAGAACUGAAACUGAUUGCCACCUAGAACCAACAGAUUUUGCUGACACAUCCAUUCUUCCCACAAACAGUUAUCAAGGUGCUCGGACUCAAGCUCUUUUCGAACUAAGAAUCAAAGAAAACCAUGUCAUUGUGCUUUUUUUUUUUUCGCCUUGAGAGUGUUAUUUAUUCAAUUAUAACAGAAGAAACAAGACAAAAUGACGUAUUCAGCUUUUGCUUCUUUUUUAAAGUACGGUACACAGAAGGUUGCAAAUACGCAAGAGUGUUUAUAAAGGUAUAAAGAGUGUUUAAAAGAUAAUAAAGAGUGUUUAAAAGACAAUAAAGAGUGUUCAAAGUUGAAUCUUCCAGGAACUACUUUCUGUCCAUCAAGGAUGGGGGGGGGGUCAGGGGUCAAUACUACAGGGACUCGCCUCGUUUUCCGCUCAUAAAAAGAUGCAAAAGUUACUCUGUUGAUAUCAUGUGCAGUCACUACGUUACACCUAGUGCUUGCGCUCUUUCAUUGCUGCGAACUCCAUUGCCUUAUUUAUAAUGAAUGUCAAGUUCAUACUACUUUUACUAUCUCUCCAUCUCUUUCUCUCUCUUUCUCUCUCUCUCUCUCUCUCUCUCUCUCUCUCUCUCUCUCUCUCUCUCUCUUUCUCUCUCUUGAUAGCAUGGUCUCCUGUGUUGUCCGUUUCCCUCAUUCCUACCUGAUCCCCCUCCCCUCUGUUGAUUCUCUCAUUACCUCCCCCUCAUUAAUGAAAUGUCCUGUAUUGCUUUGGCCUUCCACGUUUGUUUCUUUAAAUAGCUUAGUGCGUUGUGAGGGGACAACCUCAAUUUUUUCUCAGAUUUAUUCCAAGGUGGUAAGAAAGGGGUGAAUGAUUUUACAAUAUAUGAGGUGUUUAUGAGAUGAGAUGACAUGGAUUUGGUCAGGGCAUCCCCUUGGGCUGUGUCUGUUAAGAUUGGCUUUGACUUGUUGAGGUAGCUAAGACCAGCACACAGAGUGUCCACAUCUGGCUGGCUGGUCUGUUGCCCCCAUCUGGCAAUUCUGGAUUGGAUUAAUCUAUGCAGACUUCACACUUAAACCUGUAAACUCUUUUUCACAUUCUUUUUUUUCUCUUUGCUUUUCUCCUUUAUCUAAUUCAUUUGGUUCAUUCCACUGUCCUUUUUUAUCCCUAGACUAUUUGUUCUGUAAAUUUUUUUUUUCCCCGUUUUUAUUUCCUGGAAGUUGUAGUCAAAUACUCUUUUCUUUCUUUGUAUGCUAUCAGGGCAGUGUGACAUGAAUGAAGUGUUGUUUCAUUUAGCAGAGUUUGUUUGUUUUGUUUUAACUGCAGUAUGUUUUGUCGUAUUUAGUUCCUUGUGAUAAUUAUGAUGAUAAGAAGACUGAACGGCCACGGCUGUUCUCAUUUCUUCCGACCAAAGUCUGGCCGCUUGUUGUGGCAGUUGCGUCCUGUGUCGAAUGUGAUAAUUGGUGUUGCCACUCUUGACCAAUACUGAUUUCCUGUGACUUCCACCAUGUUUGUUCCCUGUUUGUUGUUGCAUUUUGGAGAGAGCAGCGGAGCGUCCACGGACGUGUCCGGAAUGCUGGGAUGUUGCUUCCUGAAACAAUCAACAAUUGUUCCAUGUUGGUAUUUUCGUCGCUGCGGUACUGUGUGAACAUGGGUAGAAGCUUUUCAAGAGCACUGGUGGCUGCUGUGGUAUUCUUAGAGAGAGGCUUGGGGGUGUGUUUUGUUAGUUAUUACUUUUGGUGGGACUCUAGGCUCUUCUUAGAUUGAUAGCUUGCUUGGUUUCUGUUGAUGGUCCCUCCUGUAUCAACCAUUGCCUAUAUCUCUAUCCUUUGUUUCAGCUGUUGCGCUCGUCUGUUUCCGCUUUCUUUCAUUUUUAUAUUUGCAUUUUUGUAUAUUUGUGUUUCGAUUUAGUCAGCUAAAUGAUUUAAAUUUAUUUGAUCGCUAUUGUAUACGGUCUGUAUAUAAUAAGGUUAGGUAAGACUUUUAUUUUGACAAGUUUUCGUAAGGAUGCUUGUCGUUUGCCAUUUGUUUCAGCUGCCUUAUCAAUGGACCCCUGCUUAGGAAGAACUUUGUGUCCACAGUACUCUGUCAGAAUGAAGUGUGUGCGGGGAUUUUUGUGUUUUGAUCUCACGAAUGGUUGUAUUUUGUGGGGUGAGAGUGGUACAGUUUGUGUUAUGUUAUAUAUAUAUGGUCAGCUUGUUGUUUGAUGGGAGCUUGUCCUGGCAAAAGUGUCCAUUGAUUUUUUUUUUUUAAUUAAAGUUACUCUCCAUUUUUACAGCUUGAGUUGAGCUCAUGUGUAAGGGUCACUGUUCUACGGCAUAUCAGUAUCAGAGACGCUGGCUUGGUAAGCGUGUGGUGACCGACCUUGGUCGAAAAAAAAAAAGAGUUUGCACCUUCUAUUGCAAUGUGGCCCAGUUGUGGGAAUGUGGUGUGGUGAGACAGAUACUGUGAAUGUUUCUGGUCAUUGUCUUUGUGGUAAUGCAAGAGAUGAAAGAGUCUUUUUUUUUUAAGAGCGUUUUUUGCGUGAUGUGUCGAGUUCACAUGAGUUCUCAAGAGUUUGUGUUAUUACACUUGCCCAGUUUGCAUCAGAACAAAGACUGACACCUCGUAACACUGGACAUGUACACUUCUUUUGUGUAACAAUAUAAAUUGUAUAUUUAUCUUACAAUAAAGAUUACUUUAUGUUACUGCGAGCUCA
Molecule: messenger RNA, 3677 nt
Organism: Aplysia californica (California sea hare)
Lineage: Eukaryota; Metazoa; Mollusca; Gastropoda; Aplysiida; Aplysiidae
Product: actin-related protein 2/3 complex subunit 2
Exons: 11
Coding region: 104-1006 (300 amino acids)
Biological process (GO): actin filament polymerization; Arp2/3 complex-mediated actin nucleation
Cellular component (GO): Arp2/3 protein complex; actin cytoskeleton
Molecular function (GO): structural constituent of cytoskeleton; actin filament binding
Source: RefSeq, a predicted model, not a curated record